UUCAUCGUGUGAACAUCGCCUCGUUCGUUCGGUCAGAUACAGAUACAUUUCAAGUUCGGUUCUGAAAAAUCACAAAAAUCCAAAUUCAAUAAAUUGUGAAAGUACAUGAAAAAAGAAGAAAUAAGAAAGAAAGCCACGCAGAAGAAUUGUGCAAAAAAGUAAAGUGCCCAGUGAAGUGUGUGUGUGGCAAAAAUGCCCAAGAGAAUUUAAUGAGAUCAGAGUGCUAGCUAAAAUUCAAAUCAAAUUAUCAAAGAAUACCUAAAAAUACUCGAAUAAAAAUACUCAACUCAAAAUGAAUCUCCGCAUCCUGCUGCUCAUGAUCUCGAUGAACACGAUCCUCGCCUAUUCCACCUGGCCGAUUCGCACCUCAUCGGCGCUUGACACGCAUAAUAAUCACCUUGACGUGAGGAAUUCGACCUUGUUCGUGCCCAGGUCCACCUCCCAUCCACCCACGCACAACAACCACAACAACGAGGAAGAUGAAGAGGACUAUGACUACGGCGAGGAUCAAGAGGAUCAUGAGCCCACCAAUGUGGCCUUGUUGUUUCACAAGCGGGUGCCACGUCACCCGGGCAACCAGGCAGUGUCGCGCCUCCAGUCUCCGUCCCGCAGACUCAGCUUCAACGUCAACGCCCCCUGGCAGCAGAAUGAUAACGAUAAUCACCUCAAUUGGCACAGUAACGCCGACGAGAACGAGGGGGACGACGGCUAUCAGUCGGAUCAGGCUCAACCCGGCGAGCUGACGGCCAGGAAACUGCAGCAAGUGGGAACCCAAGAAGGCGUCCUGGAGUACAGAAAAUAUCACACCAAUCUACAGGAACUCAAUCAAAUGGCAAGGGAACACCGAGCCUUUGUGCAACGUGAGGGCCGUUGUCGUGUGCCAAAGCCGCAGGUGAUCUACAUGACCAAGGAGACAAAUACGGUCUACUCCCCGCGUGCCACAAUCCUGCAUCAGUGCAGUGACACCGUCGGAUGCUGUGAUCCGGGAUUCACCUGCAAGAUGAAGCGGAACGAGACCGUGAACCUGGUGUUCUCCGUUCACGUCAACAACAAGUCAAUGGCCCGUAUUGUCCCAAUGCUGAACCACACCGAAUGCGGCUGCGUGAAGGUGGAGAUACGGCGCAAACGGAGCACAGCCUGCCGAUGUCCCAAGCACUUUAUCGACUUUAGCUGGCCGGUAAGUCAGUUGGAGGAGGAGGAGGAGCAGCAAAAGCAGCAGGCAGAGCAGCGUUGCCGAUGCGACUGCCAUCUCAGUGAUGAUACCUGCAAGCGGCUAAAGAACGGCGAGGAGGGAUUCUCCGUGAUGGAAAGACGCCGCAUUCAAAGCGGUGACAGCAGUCCGCCGUUCUGCAAUUACGGCCCUUACGAUAUGAAAAAUGGACGCUGUCCCCGUCCGGGCUAUCAGAAUCAAAAUCAGAAUCAGUAUAGGAAUCCCAAUUCGAACCCCAAUCUGAGCUAUUAUCAGCCAGGACAUUUCCAGUCAAGGCGCCUGCAUGGCAAGAGCUAAACCAAAAUCCCCCAGAACCCCAGAACUGUGCAUAAACUAAAAACUACUUAUACACUACCACUACUUACGCUACUUACUACUACUAUUUAAAAUUUAAAGCCAUACAAAAUCCAUAGCAGUGGGAAGGAUCUUAGAGAACAGCUUCAAUAAAAUACAUCUAGUGGAACACUUCCAAUAUGUUAAGUCGUUAGUUUUAAGAGCCAUAAUAUGGAAAGAUUGCCUUAAUCUAAUGAUCCGUCGUCAUCCGUCAGUCCUGUGCAGAUUAUUUAUAAUUAAAAAAAGAAAUACUAAUUAUACAGCAUUUACUAUUUAAAUAUAUUCUCUUGGAUGCGAGAUGCCAGUGAAACCAGCCCAGAAAUGAUUCGAAUCCCAUGAAGAAGAAGUAUUGUCAACCAACAACAUUCGAGUGUACUUAAGUAAACGUCGAUUAAGUUCAUCUCUUAAGCUACUUUAUGUUAUAUAUAUAUUUGUAUACAAUUAAACGAUACUUCUAGUCACA
Molecule: messenger RNA, 2006 nt
Organism: Drosophila kikkawai
Lineage: Eukaryota; Metazoa; Arthropoda; Insecta; Diptera; Drosophilidae
Product: PDGF- and VEGF-related factor 2
Biological process (GO): hemocyte migration
Source: RefSeq, a predicted model, not a curated record